Molecule: messenger RNA, 936 nt
Organism: Diabrotica balteata
Lineage: Eukaryota; Metazoa; Arthropoda; Insecta; Coleoptera; Chrysomelidae
Source: the annotation of a GenBank genome assembly
AUGCGAGGUUCAAUCGAAAAUGAUGUAACGCCUUGCGUUGCCGGCCAACGUAAAAAGAGGUUUCCCGGCCGAUGGUCCUUAAGGCAUCUCAUUUAUUCUAGUCCUAUUUUGAACAGAAGACGAGCCCAAAACGCUUCAGGACCAUCUAAAAGUCAUACAAAACGAGAAGGUAAAGAUGUACCAGAUAGUAGUAAAGCGGGAAAUAGUUCCAAAGAAAAUGACAGGCAUCAUGUGGAGAUUCAUCAAGCCACUAGCAGAACAUCGGUAUAUACUACAAGUACUAAGAGUGGGGAAGCUCUCCCCUCAUCCCUGGAAUGUCCUCUCUGUUUCGCAGAAUUAACACCAGAAGAGUUUUGCGAAUUGGAGGCUUGCGGCCAUAGAGCGUGUGUACCAUGCUUCCAGCAGUAUCUUCGCGUUGAAAUCACAGAGUCUCGAAUAUGUAUAUCCUGUCCUCAAUGCUUGGAACCGAUGCAUCCUAAUGAAAUUCGUGCUGUCUUGGACAAUACUGCGCUCUUCGAGAAGUACGAAGAUUUCAUGGUACGCCGUGUGCUGGCUGUGGAUCCCGACACGCGAUGGUGCCCUGCCCCUGAUUGCUGCUUCGCAGUCAUAGCGAGCGAGUGUGCCAGCUGUCCCAAGCUGAAAUGCGAGCGUCCUGGAUGCGACUCAUACUUUUGUUACCACUGCAAAGCUGAAUGGCACCCUAACCAAACCUGUGACGCCGCCAGAGCUCAGAGAUCACCCAAUAUCCGAUCAUCGUCGAUUAGUUAUAGUCAGGAUUCGCAACAUAGAGAUGAUAUAAAACCAUGUCCUCGUUGUCAAGUGUUGAUAGUUAAAAUGGACGAUGGUUCAUGUAAUCACAUGAUGUGCGCAGUGUGUGGCGCAGAGUUUUGUUGGCUGUGUAUGAAGGAGAUCAACGAUCUUCACUUCCUUAGGUAG